This is a messenger RNA of Scleropages formosus (Asian bonytongue), 3995 nucleotides long. RefSeq names its product DEAH (Asp-Glu-Ala-His) box helicase 30 (gene dhx30). Gene Ontology annotation, molecular function: ATP binding; RNA helicase activity; DNA helicase activity. Bases 3 to 3482 code for a protein of 1159 amino acids. The record is from RefSeq and is a predicted model, not a curated record. Gene Ontology annotation, cellular component: nucleus; cytoplasm; intracellular anatomical structure. The transcript has 20 exons. Lineage: Eukaryota; Metazoa; Chordata; Actinopteri; Osteoglossiformes; Osteoglossidae.
ACAUGGCGAUGUCCGGCGCUGCACUCGUGCGGUUGCGCGUGCUGUGGCACUUUCGAGGAGGCUGGAGAACGCAGGAGUGGCGCUCGGUCAGUCGGUACACAAACAGCGUCGUUGACGAGAGGCUCGCAAGCCGAGCGGGAGUCUCGCGCAGCGGCAACGCGGGAAGGCAGCGCGAUGCGCAGGAGCUGCUCAGUGAGUUCCCGGAACCCAAGAACCUCCUACACAAAACCUUGUCACAGAACCUGGGUCUUUCGGACCUUUCUGAGCUGCUGCGGUACCACUGCACCGAGGGCCCUGUCAAGAAAGCCACACUGACUGUCCUGUGGCCCAAAAGAAUAGAGGUGGAGGGCUUCGCCUCGAGAAAGGUGGAGGCCGAACGCCUCGCUGCUGCUGCCGCCUGUCGCACGCUGAAGGAGCUGGGAGUACUGAGGACGGAUGAUGAGCUUUCACAAAGAAAAGUGGAACAUGUGCAGGAGGAGCAGGAGCAAGCAUCACAGGCAACUGUUGGCAUCCAUAGGGACCCUCAGCACAGGGAGACUGACCCCUCCAGCUCUGCCAGGUACAUCAGUCCAUCUCAGGAGGAUCCUCUCUCGCUGUUUCCAAAGCCUAAAGAACUAUUGGGGAGAGUCAUCCAGGUUGCCACAUCGUCUUCCAGUAUCAAAGAUGUGGUGCAGUACCAGACAAAGGGGGGCAAGACCAAGAGCUGCCUGCUGACCUUGCGAUGGCCCGAAGAGAUGAGCUUCCAGGCUUCUGCAUGGCGCCGAGUGGAGGCUGAGCGUAGAGCAGCAGCACUGGCCUGUAUGAAGCUGAAGGAAAUGGGUCUGCUGAGCAAAGACAACCAGCCCCUGACACAUGCCAGGUAUCAUCUGGUCAAGGUUCGAGAGAUGGAGGGGAGAGAGAGACAAGCCCAUAUUCUGAACAUCCCAGAGCACCUGGAGGAGCAAGUAAGGGAAUACCUGGCCCAGUUUCCAUUGGAGGAAGAUGUAAGAAAGCUCCAAAAAGUAGAGGAAAUUGAGGAACAGGAGUGUAAAGAGAAGGAAGAGGAAGUGACCAGAGAUGCCAUCACAAAUGCGCCGUACCGUGCCCUGUCUCCUGAGGAAGCAGAGAAGCUGAGUGCCUACCUGCAGGAAGAGUGGAGACAGACAGAUCUCUGGCUGGGAGCGGAGCUUCCAGUUGAUGCCCACCGGGAGCAUGUGGUGUCCACUGUGGAAGCGUCUCGAGUAACAGUGGUAGCUGGAGAGACAGGCUGUGGAAAGACAACCCGCAUCCCACGCUUCCUGCUGGAGCACCGUGUGUUGGCCGGCGAUGGAGCAAACUGCAACAUUCUGGUGACGCAGCCACGUCGCAUCAGUGCUGUGUCUGUGGCCCAGAGAGUUGCUCAGGAGUUGGGACCCUCUCUGCGACACUGUGUAGGCUACCAGGUGAGGCUGGAGAGCCGGCCUCCGAAGCACAGCGGUGGAGCAUUGCUCUUCCUCACUGUGGGUGUGCUGCUGCGGAAGCUGCAAACCAACCCAACGCUGGAGGGUGUGAGCCAUGUGGUGGUGGAUGAAGUACACGAGCGUGAUGUUAACACUGACCUGCUGUUGGCGCUGUUGCGCUCAGCGCUGCGUGAUAACCCCCACCUACGGGUGGUGCUGAUGAGUGCCACUGGUGACACACAAAGGCUGGCGCACUACUUUGGGGACUGCCCCGUGCUCAAGGUCCCUGGGUUCAUGCACCCUGUGCAAGAGAGAUACCUUGAGGAGGUGCUGACUGAGAUGGGCCACAGGCCACCCCCUCCAUACCAGGCUGACAGAGUAACACAGGAAGAAGAUGAUGCCACUCCUGAUUUGGACUUGGUGGUUCAUGUGAUUGAUCACAUUCACACAAGUGGAGAGCCAGGUGCAUUGCUGUGCUUCUUGCCCGGCUGGCAGGACAUCAGAGCCGUGCAGGAGAAGCUGGAGGAGAAACCCUCAGUCAGAAGCAGUGCGCAUAUUUUGCCGUUACACUCUAGCCUAUCCGUCUUGGACCAGCAAGCAGUCUUCCAGCGGCCGUCCCCAAGCCAGCGUAAGAUUGUCCUGGCCACCAAUAUCGCCGAGACCUCAAUCACCAUCAAUGACAUCGUGCACGUUGUGGACGUGGGUGCACAGAAGGAGCAGCGCUAUGAUCCACGUACCAAGGUCUCUUGUUUGGACACUGUCUGGGUCUCUCGUUCAAGUAUCACCCAGCGCAGAGGGCGAGCAGGCCGCUGCCAGCCUGGCCAUGCCUACCACUUGUUUCCACGUCGUCGUCUAGACACAAUGAAGAUGUUCCCUAUUCCAGAGAUCCUGCGCACCCCCCUAGAGAAUGUGGUGAUGCAGGCAAAGAUACACAGCCCCCAGGCUAAGGUUGUGGACUUCUUGUCCCAGGUGUUGGACAGUCCAGAUGAGGCUGCUGUCCGGGAUGCUGUGUCUGUCCUGCAGGAGACUGGGGUGCUGGAUGAGGCAGAGGCCCUAACCCCGCUGGGCAAGCGCAUUGCCCAAUUGUCUUGUGACCCUCAGCUGGGAAAGGUUCUGGUUCUGGCAUCCUUGUUCCGCUGUGUUUUGCCCCUGCUUUCCAUCACAGCCUGUUUGACCCGAGACCCCUUUCUCAACAGCCUGCAAAACCGCACUCUGGUCAGCCAGGCAAGGGCAGAGCUCAGUGGCCACAGCUGUAGUGACCACCUCAUCUUCAGCCGUGUGGUUCAAGGAUGGAGGCAAACGCAGCGCAACCGCUGCAGCAGACAGGAGUUCCUGGACACCUACACACUGUCAGGAUCUAGCCUCCGCUUCAUUCAGGGACUCAUACAGCAGUUCAGCGAGAACCUUCAAGAGGCUGCGCUGGUGCAACAUGCCUCCGAAUGCCUACACCAGUCAUCUCAGAUCAACCAGCACAGCCAAGAGGAUGAGCUGGUCAAGGCUGUCCUUGCAGCUGGGUUGUACCCCAACAUUAUAAAGGUAAAGAGAGGUUCGGUACUUAAAGGGAGGUUUAGACCCAACAGUCUCUCCUACCGCACUCGCAGGGGACCAGUUAUUCUGCAUCGCUCUACUGUCAACAGGAGUAAAGAGCAACUCCCUAGUCGCUGGUUGACCUUCUUCACUGCAGUCCAGUCCAAUGGGAGCGUGUUCAUCCGAGACUCAUCCUCCAUUCACCCACUGGCCCUGCUGUUGCUCACUGACUGUGACAUCAUUGAAAGGGUUUCCGGGGACCGAGUGAAGGUGUCGCUAUCGAACCACUCACUGGUGCAGUUUGAGUUGCCGCUGCAGACCUGGGAGCUGCUCUGGGAACUGCGUGUUGCCCUGCGUGCCAUGCAGAUGCGUGGUCUGCAGGGGCUGCCGGCUGAGGAUCAAGAUAGCCGGCUCAUUGCCCUGCUGAUUGAACUGCUCAAUGGCACAGAGCAACAAGUGGGCCAGGACAACUUGCACAGCAGCAGGGGCAGUGACAGGGAAAGUGACACAGAUGAUGUGGACAAAAACGAGAAUUAAGGGGACAACAGGCUGAGCCCUCACAGUGAAAGCUGCUAUUUGGCCCCCGCUUUCCUCUCACACUGCUGCUACCUAAGACCAGAGAUUACUGGCUUCCUCCUCUACCAUUGGGGUUUGGACAGUUGAGGAUGAGACACCACUGAACAGAGAUGUGAGCACAGCAGGAAUGGUGGAAAGAAUGUUAUGGACCAACACCAACCCACUCAGGAGAAAGUCUGUUUGGGCCAGAAUCUGAAUUGCCUGCCUUCCUGGACCUUAAAAGUGCUUGUGUUGUCUUGUGUGUUCAGAGUUGCCAGAGUACUAUAUUGAUAUAGAGCAAAUUUUUUCAGGGUAAAAGGAUUCUUAAGCAUUUAACAUUAAGUUGAAAUGAAUGUAAAGUAUUUCUUGAUCUUGCCAUGGUGAUGGUUAUACCAUUCAAUUUAAAAUAGCUGAUUUGUCUUAUGUAGUUCUACAAUGUUUUCUUUUGGAAGAUGGCAGAAGGUGAAAAGCAAGGUGCAGUUGUUAAAAGGUGAG